AUGUUCGAUAGUUUCAGCGAACUGUAUGCCGAUCAGUUGAAGUUAAUUACGGAUGCUCUGGACCAAGCUGGAAUCAAUAACGUACUUUGGGGCCACGUCAUUGAGCGCUUCCUCGAAGAACAUGUUUCGUCGGGUAUCGAAUGCAUCAUUCACGAUGGCAUGGCCGAAAAAGCAUGCCAGACCCUUCUGGCUGCGGGGCUCGAGCCAUGCAAAUACGGGGAAGAAUGUCCGGCGACGAGACAUCGGCAAGAUAGGCCGGACGCUGUAGCGCAUGUGCACUUAGAAGCAACCACUUUAGGGUGUGAUAUACCUGUGAUGUUCUGGGAAAAGUCGUCUCUUCUUUGGGCGUUCCCCGAGUUACCAUCGUCUCCUCCUUCGUCGGAUGAUCCGUACUACAUGCCAAUCAGGAUCCCAUGGACCUACUAUCGUAACGCUGCCACACCCGCCAAGGCCGCCCGCGGGCAUCGCGCUUCAUCUGCUGCAGUCAACGCUAGUAGGUCUCAGCGUCCUCCAAUAGAUUUGACUCCUGCAAGAAUGCUCAAACCAGUCAAGAUCGUUGAAGCCCUGAUAUGGCUGAUGUGUCGGGACCGGAAUCCUAAUGAGGGAUUGGAAUGUGGGUGGGAGCAUCGGUGGCAGAAGGUCUUGGAUUCCUGGGUGCAGAAAGCUCCAGGUCUUGCUAAGCAUGGGCUUUUCUGCCGGAACGAAUUGCGACCCGGUUUUCUGCCUCUUUGGGACUACCUCUGUGGUGGUGAAGGUGAACAGACCCCCGAGAAGCAUCGUGCACACUAUUUGGGGCUCCAAGCGAAGCUUCGUGCGGAAAAUGCUCUUCCAAGCUCACCGCAACCAAAGAGAAGAACAGUGGAGGAGAUUGAACAUGAAAACUGGAAGAGGUAUCAGAAGUUCGUAAAACGUUACAGCGGCAAUACCCCUUGGAUUGAAGAAGACUAA
Molecule: messenger RNA, 948 nt
Organism: Aspergillus luchuensis
Lineage: Eukaryota; Fungi; Ascomycota; Eurotiomycetes; Eurotiales; Aspergillaceae
Exons: 2
Coding region: 1-948 (315 amino acids)
Source: RefSeq, a predicted model, not a curated record